Molecule: messenger RNA, 2205 nt
Organism: Penicillium diatomitis
Lineage: Eukaryota; Fungi; Ascomycota; Eurotiomycetes; Eurotiales; Aspergillaceae
Product: RMD1 family protein
Exons: 4
Coding region: 1-2205 (734 amino acids)
Source: RefSeq, a predicted model, not a curated record
AUGACUCCCCCAGCUCAUGGUCGGGGAACCAGCCAACGUAGCCCGACCGUUCUGGUCACCGACUCUCGCGAUCAACAAUCCGGACCAACCCCUCGGCAGCGUCGAUCUCCUGCCACACGCUUCAUCACGGUUGACAAUGUUCUUCAAUACGCCUCGGACGUACCAUCUCAACAGCGGCGCCAGCCGCCGCCCAUCUCGCGUUCCCGCCGACUUGCCUCGGCUGCCGGUGGACUGAUCUCAAGCUCCGGUGGGAGUAGCUCUACGAGCGCCUCGGUAAACUCCAUCACAAAAGGUGGCCGCCUCGCCGCCCAGCCACGGCUUCCUCCGCGGACAACAAAAGUCAGCGAGAAGCUGGUGCUGCUUCCGGAUACUGGCGAAGUCGACGAGACGGACGAUGGCGAGCAAGACGAUGGCGAGGGUCAGGACGAAUUGGUCGACGAGGAACUUGUUCAGCGCAUUGCGCGAAACCAGCGCAUUGAUCCCGAAGCGAUCCGGCAACAACUAUUGGUGAAGAAGCGACUUGGAGGAGAUUUUGGAAUCGAUAAUGAUGUUGCGCCAUUGUUGGCCGAAGAGGAGACGACAAGAAGGCGGCGGAUUGGACCUGAGCGGGCAAAGAGUUACGCGGAACGGUUGCCCAAGGCGCGACGAACUGAGAAGCUUGCGCGGGUCACUGCUUACUGUACGGCACAGGCGUAUAAGAUGGGCUCUGUGGCAGCUUUUGUCAAGGAUGUGCAUGGGGCCCGCACGAAGCUGUAUGAUGAUUGCCUGUACACGGCGUAUCACUUGCCUUUGCUGCCGGGUGAUGAUGGAUACCGCUUGCGGAGUAGUCCGGUGCUGAAGAUCCCUGGCGGCAAGUCCUUGCUUGACGAGGAGAUUGAGCGGAACGAGUUGAGGGAUCACCAUGACGACUUCCUAGAGGAAGCGGAAGAGCAUUCUGUUGUUGGUCAUGGCCGGCAUGAGCAUGAGCAUCAUGAUGAGCGUUCACCUGGCGAAGACGGGGGCCGCAGCACGGAGAGUGAACAUCGCGCUGGUUACAUGGAUCGCAUUUCCGAGGAAGAUGCACCAGGCCAGGGCGGGAGGCACAAGAACACAGAUGCCGAUUCUGGGGCGCAAAGCAGUGGCGCUCAACUUGAGAGUGAACAGUCUCAGAACGCAGCGGAGACACGGCCCCGGCGGCGUCGCCACAGUUCCGACGACGGUCAAUCUCGUAUGAGAGAACGCAAUUCUCCCCCUAUCACCUCUACGACACCCCCAAUUCCGGAAACCCCUGCUGCCCGGACUCUUUACAACGUUGCCGAAAUGUUCGUCUUCACCUACGGAGUGGUCGUGUUUUGGAACUUUACGGAGCGACAAGAGAAGGAUCUGCUGGCAGAUCUUGCCUUUGCCACGUCUUCGGCAACUGGCAUCCCCAUUCCGCUAGCGACCAUGCCUCUGGACGAAGAGGACUUCGAGACCGAGGAAUUCCAUUUCGAAUAUUCGACCGAGAUCUCACGACCUCGUGUGUACAACGACAUGAUUACUCUUCGCAGUGGAGAUCACAUGAUCAAGCUGGCUAUCAGUCAUGGCAUCUCACAGAGCACGAAAUUGUGUUUCUUUGAAGAAGUCAUGGCUCGCCAGAUGGCAGAUGCCAAGGACGUCCCGCGUCGUCUGGCCACGACGGGCAAACUUGGAAUGAAACGCGAGGAAGUGUUUCGAAUUCUUGGCCGUCUCUUCAAGAGCAGAGUGGAGGUCAAUCUAUCCUCGAACAUGCUCGACGUUCCGAACUUCUUCUGGGAGAGUGAGCCUAACUUGUACCCCCUAUAUAUCGCUGUGCGCGAGUACCUGGAGAUCAAGCCGCGGAUUCAAGUCUUAAACGAGCGCUGUCGGGUGUUCUUGGAUCUCGCCGAAAUCCUGUCUGAUUCGAUCGCCGAUAAUCGAACUUCCCAUCAAACGUGGAUCAUUAUUGUUCUUAUCAUCAUCUCUAUUCUGGUCACGAUUUCUGAGGUCUUCUUGCGUUUCGGCUUGUUGCAUGCUCGUGAAGGUGCUGCUGCAAGCCCCGCGACCAUCAUUGCGCGUGCGAUGGGCCGUUCUCCACGUAUUGUGCCUUCGGUCUCGUCCAAUACGUCCACGAACAUGGCCAUCCCGCCAGGCUGUAUAUGCCCCUCUGUUCCUCCAUCCGGUGCUCUGGACACGAGUAUUCGUGGUAUAAUGGGCGCGGACUCCUGA